Messenger RNA from Diospyros lotus (date-plum), 1106 nucleotides. RefSeq names its product L10-interacting MYB domain-containing protein-like. The record is from RefSeq and is a predicted model, not a curated record. NCBI's taxonomy places the organism in Eukaryota, Viridiplantae, Streptophyta, Magnoliopsida, Ericales, Ebenaceae. The transcript is spliced from 2 exons. Bases 189 to 1106 code for a protein of 305 amino acids.
AUUAUUAAUUGGAGUAGGUAAACUUUACUAGCUUGUUGGGGUUUUAUCAUCGAAUCUCUAUUUCUGUAUUACUAUAUCAUGAGCUUGCUUGUAGAUCUUUGUAUGCUAUAUGCCCUCCCCAUAGGUAAAAUUUUGGAUUUGCACUUGGUUAAGUAGUUGAUAUUUAUUAUAUGUAUUGAAUAGAGAAUAUGGGUGGUCACAGAGGUAAGACUAAGGAACCAAUGUCAUGGCUUGAUGAGAAUGAACAUGCUUUUAUCGGGAUACUUUAUGACAAUGUGAAAGCAGGAAAAUUGCAAUGCUCUACAUUCACGAAAGACGAAUGGGGCAAGAUCAAUCAAGACAUGAUUGGUCUCACAAAAAUGGAUUGUGGGAUAGAUAGACUGAAGGGUAAGUGGAACCGUUUACGUAAAGUGCAUCGCUUGUUCGCUGAACUAGUAGGGCAUACAGGUGUUACAUGGGAUCCAAAUACCAACAAAGUUGAUGCUGCAGAGGAAGUUUGGCAACACUUUUUUACGAUAAACAAGGCUGAGUACAAAAUAUUCAAGAAGGAAGGAUGUAAGCAUUAUGCAGUUCUAGGAGAGAUAUUUGGCGGGACUACAGCCACCGGAGGUUUAGGCAAUGCUUCCACUCAACUUCCUCCAACAUCAGAGGAAGAAAGGCAGAUAGAAGAUGAUUUUCUGAACAGGGGAGUGCAUGUACGUGCGCAACAAAAAGAUGAUGAAUAUGAUGAAGUUACAAGUAUUCGUCAUGACAAACGACGACGCAAGGAAUCUAAGACCAAUAAAAGUGAAAAACUUGAGGCUUGUAUAGCUCAAUGGUCAUCUAUAGUAAGUAUGAGAAGUGAAGAAACUGAACUUAGGAUGCUUUACCUGAAAGAAAAGCUUGCACACAUGCAAGGAAAAUUGUCUAUUCAAUCUAGCAAUUCUGAAGCCACUAGUCCAGAUCCGUAUUCAACAAAGGUUUGCCUAGACAUCUUAAAUAGUAUGGAAGGAGUGUCUAAUGAAGAUUAUAUGAAAGCAAUGAAGGCUUUUAAGGAUCCAGAUUUUAGGAUGUCAUUUGUGGAGAUGCCAGAAAUUAGGAGAGGACCUAUCUUGAAUCUUCUUUGA